Paramecium primaurelia is the source of this 1135-nucleotide messenger RNA. The record is from the annotation of a GenBank genome assembly. Lineage: Eukaryota; Ciliophora; Oligohymenophorea; Peniculida; Parameciidae.
AUGAACAAACCCAUUCGUUAUUACUCCAAUAGUCAAUAGAAUCUCAUUAAAAUUAAUUAUCCAAUAUAGCAAAACUUUAGACCAUUUAAUUAAAAUAGGAAUAGAUUUUAACAACAAGAUGAAAUUUAUUACAUUUAAAAUGACUUUUAAAAUUAUGAAAGAAAAAUAAAUUAAGAUCAUUAAUAAAUUGAAUAAAACAGAACAAACUUUUAAAAUAAUAAAUAUGUUUAGGAUAUUAGUAGAAAUUUUCCUAAUAAUAAUGACAAUAAUAAUGAUAAUAAUAAUAAUGAUAAUAAUGACAAUAAUAAUGAUAUUAAUGAUAAUAAUAAUGAUAAUUCAAAUUCCUAAGAAAUAUAAAGGCUUGAAUAGAAUAAAUAAUUAUCCAUAGCAAUUGAUUUAUUCACUGUUUUAAAAUUACUUAUUGCUCUCAUAUUAAUAACUAUUUUUUAUUAUAAUAGAAAUCUUUAAUAAUAUAUAAUUGAUGAAGAUACCUUUCAACCAAAUUUACUUAACUAAUAUUGCGUGAUCAUUCCUCUGGGAUUUUAUACAUAUUUUAUUAUUUUGGUCUACCGAUUUGAUCGAGUAUAAAGUUGAUAUUAGCAAAGGAUACCUUAGACAGUUUCCAUAAGACUGCAAUAGUAACUUACACUUUGAUAUUUGAAUAUUUUAUUCUUAGUUAUGGCAUAUUUCUGUAUACAACACUGAAUUAAGGAUGUAAGCUAUAUUUUAUAAUUAAAUAAUUAGUCAUUUACAUUUAAAUCUCUUUAAGUCAUAUUAUUUUGACCCUAUUAGUAUUUAUUGUAAGGCCAAGAUACAAUACUAGUCUAAGAAGUAUUAUUUUAUAAAUUAUUAGAAUGCCUUUCAAUUAUUAUUGUUUCAACGUUAUCAUUAGUACUUUUUAUGUCAAUUGUUUUUUAAGAUAAAUAUUUUUGGUGGAUAUUUGGGAUUCCUGUGAUGAUAUUUUUAUUGCUCAUCAAAAUGUUAGGACAAUUUUAUGUAAUUAGUAAAUGUCUAAAUAUUUUAGAUAAGAUUGAAUUUCAAUUAUGAAGCAUUGACUUACACAACUGUAAUUGCAUUUAAAUCCACAAUGGUUGUUCUCUGUUGGAUUAACAGCAUUAAAAAAAAAUUAUCAUGA